Molecule: messenger RNA, 1559 nt
Organism: Equus quagga
Lineage: Eukaryota; Metazoa; Chordata; Mammalia; Perissodactyla; Equidae
Gene: TIMM29
Product: translocase of inner mitochondrial membrane 29
Exons: 1
Biological process (GO): protein insertion into mitochondrial inner membrane
Cellular component (GO): TIM22 mitochondrial import inner membrane insertion complex
Source: RefSeq, a predicted model, not a curated record
CGGCUCUCACGGCGCGUCUCUCCCGCAGGCGCCUGGGCGCGCGCGCUGCUCCGGGACUACGCCGAGGCCUGCGGGGACGCGGCGGCGGCGGCCCGGGCCCGGCCGGUGCGCGCGGCCGCGUACGCAGGGCUGCUGGGCGGCGCGGCGGCCUGCUGCGCGCUGGCGCCGGGCGAGGCGGCCUUUGAGGAGGCGCUGCUCGACGCGUCGGGGACGCUGCUGCUCCUGGCGCCGGCCACGCGCAACCGCGCCUCGGAGGCGCACGUGCAGCGGCUGCUCUGGCUGCGGGGCCGCGGGCGCCUGCGCCACGCCAGCCUGGGCCUCUGCUCGCUGGUUUACGAGGCGCCCUUCGACGCCCAGACCAGCCUCUACCAGGCUCGCUGCCGCUACCUGCAGCCCCGCUGGGCCGACUUCCCCGCCCGGGUGCUGGACGUGGGCUUCGCGGGCCGCUGGUGGGUGCUCGGGGCCCGCAUGCGCGACUGCGACAUCAACGACGACGAGUUCCUCCACCUGCCGGUGCACCUGCGCGUCAUCGGGCCCCAGCAGCUGCGCUCCGAGGCCAACGAGCGGCUCUUCGACGAGAAGUACAGGCCGGUGGUGCUCACGGACGAUCAGGUGGACCAGGCGCUGUGGGAGGAGCAGGUCCUGCAGAAGGAGAAGAGGGAGCAGCUUGCCCUGAGCCAGGCCGACUCGCUGCUGCCGCCGGAGGGCGCGAGAUGAGACCCCGGGGGAGACCCCGGGAUGGGGCAGUUGGUGGGAGGGCGCCUCGAAGGCAGCGACGGAGAUCAGCUACGUGCGGACUGUGGUCUCGCUGGGUUCCCCAAAUUAGGGGGCUUUCUCGCUCUCCCCUUGUUCCUUGUUCCCUGAAGCCGGUCCAGAGCCGUCUGGGUCGAGGAGUUAGGCGGAGCGGAGCGGCGUGGCCGUGUGUUUUCCACUGCCGGAGUCAGUAAUGAACCUUAUUCAUAACUGAGCCUUUUUGUCACUGCUCGGCUGCACAGUCCCCCCGACUGAGGUGUCCCAUUUGUGGGGGGACUCCCAAGCUCUCCUAAGACCGUUCCGAUUUCUGUUUAAAAUUGGAACUGAAAUGUUUAUUUAUUCCUAUGAGUAACAUGUUUGGGUUUUUUUAACUUUUUAUUUUGAAAUAAUUAUAGUCUCGAAGGAAACUGGGAAAAUAAUACAGACAUUCUGGGUACCCUUCCGCUGGCUUCCCUGAAAUGGAACCGUGUUACAUAAGCAAUACCAAACCAAGAGAUGGACAUUGGUAUAGGGAAACUUUUUGCAAAAAAAAAAAAAAAAUGCCUGCUUUUACCAUAUGUGUAUUGAGGGUGAUGUUAAAGUGACUUGGAGGGAUAAAGCAUUUUCUGAUGUGAAACUCUAUAUGGAAUCAUAGAUUCUGGUUAUGUUAUAUUUAAUCCUGAAAACGGAAUCCUCUGUAAGGGAAUGUUAGCGUACAUAGCUAGGUUAUGGUAAUCAUACUUUUGAAACUAAAAUAUUGCAGGAAUGAAAUACCUCUGUCACCUAGGUGGCCCGUGGGUACUUAAUAAAACCAGGAGAUGAAACAG